AUGUCAGUGUCACAAGUCAGUGUCACACGUCAGUGUCACAAGUCAGUGUCGCACGUCAGUGUCACACGUCAGUGUCGCACGUCAGUGUCGCACGUCAGUGUCGCACGUCAGUGUCACAUGUCAGUGUCGCACGUCAGUGUCGCACGUCAGUGUCGCACGUCAGUGUCGCACGUCAGUGUCGCACGUCAGUGUCACACGUCAGUGGCGCACGUCAGUGGCGCACGUCAGUGUCGCACGUCAGUGUCGCACGUCAGUGUCGCACGUCAGUGUCGCACGUCAGUGUCGCACGUCAGUGUCGCACGUCAGUGUCGCACGUCAGUGUCGCACGUCAGUGUCGCACGUCAGUGUCGCACGUCAGUGUCGCACGUCAGUGUCACAAUGUCACACGUCAGUGGCGCACGUCAGUGGCGCACGUCAGUGUCGCACGUCAGUGUCACACGUCAGUGGCACACGUCAGUGGCGCACGUCAGUGGCGCACGUCAGUGUCGCACGUCAGUGUCGCACGUCAGUGUCGCACGUCAGUGUCGCACGUCAGUGUCGCACGUCAGUGUCGCACGUCAGUGUCGCACGUCAGUGUCGCACGUCAGUGUCGCACGUCAGUGUCGCACGUCAGUGUCGCACGUCAGUGUCGCACGUCAGUGUCGCACGUCAGUGUCGCACGUCAGUGUCGCACGUCAGUGUCGCACGUCAGUGUCGCACGUCAGUGUCGCACGUCAGUGUCACAAUGUCGCACGUCAGUGUCACAUGUCAGUGUCGCACGUCAGUGUCACACGUCAGUGUCACACGUCAGUGUCACAUGUGUAA
Knipowitschia caucasica is the source of this 804-nucleotide messenger RNA. The record is from the annotation of a GenBank genome assembly. Lineage: Eukaryota; Metazoa; Chordata; Actinopteri; Gobiiformes; Gobiidae.